Chaetomium fimeti is the source of this 1041-nucleotide messenger RNA. RefSeq lists its product as uncharacterized. The transcript is spliced from 4 exons. The record is from RefSeq and is a predicted model, not a curated record. Lineage: Eukaryota; Fungi; Ascomycota; Sordariomycetes; Sordariales; Chaetomiaceae. Gene Ontology annotation, molecular function: protein binding. Bases 1 to 1041 code for a protein of 346 amino acids.
AUGUCGCCUGCCGAGACCGUUCAGCAAGCCGUUGCUGGCCAGCAGUCCGCAGCUUUACCCAUCCUACUGGACUCCUUGCCGGCCGAGACCCUAAUCGAGAUCCUCUCAUACACCGACUUUGAGACGUUCGACCACAUCCGCGCCACCAGCCAGCGGCUCAGGUCCGUCACCGACUUACACUGGUACCGGAUCCUCCCCAGCAUCAUCGAACGCGACUUCCACCCCGUCAAAGAGUUCUUCGACACGCUCUUCGACGCGGACGUGCCGGACGGCAUGACCUGCGCCCGCCUGCUGGACUUCUGCCGGGUCGUCAAGCGCUGGGAGGCCGAGUACCCGCGGCUCCGCUUCGCCAGCGUGCCCAUGUUCAGCCGGAGCCUCCGGCCCCACGAGCUCGGCCGGCUGCGCCAGGCGCUGUAUCUCUGGUGGAAGUUCGCGCGUAUUUUCCAUGGUCAUGCGACCUGCGCUGUUGAGAAUAGUGUCGAUGCCAGGCGUGCGUAUAUGCGGCAGUUUUCUUCGGCGAGGUUGCACGAGGCUUAUGAUCUGUGGGAAACGGUCCGUCGAGCCGUUGGGGGGAGAGUGUGUCCUUCCAUUACCGCCAUCAUGGGGCUUGAAGACAAGUUCUUGUCAAAGGAAGCGGGAGCGCGCAUUGGGUGGGGGGACUACCCCGUCAAUAGCGAUAUCGUCAACACCAUGAUGAAGUUGCUGCCCGAUGAUAUCCUCCACCUGCUUGUGUAUCGGCACAGGUAUGCCACCAAAUCAAGCGUUAUCGACUUCAUCAGGUUUCGACACCCACGGAUCGAGGAGAACGUUGCGACCUUCGGGGAAGCCACUGUGAACGUCUUCCGGGAACGUGACCUGUCGUUCCUGGGGCCGUUUUCCCAGGCUGGGUUUCCAGAACCCUAUGGCGGCAUACUCGAUCACAGACACCUCAGGGUGGAAGCGCGGCGUGUUGUCCACGAUGGUGACGCUGGUGUAGGCGAUGCCAACUACCCUGGGCUCUCCUCCAUCACUAGGCGUGGAAGAUUGGAACCGAACUUGUAG